Messenger RNA from Eimeria mitis, 378 nucleotides. RefSeq lists its product as uncharacterized. The record is from RefSeq and is a predicted model, not a curated record. The transcript has 2 exons. Gene Ontology annotation, molecular function: ice binding. NCBI's taxonomy places the organism in Eukaryota, Apicomplexa, Conoidasida, Eucoccidiorida, Eimeriidae. The coding region runs from base 1 to 378 and encodes 125 amino acids.
AUGCAACCCGCACAGUGCGGUGGCCCCGUAUUUCUAUCGCAACAUCUCGCUCCGGCUUAUUCUACACGCAGCAGCAGCAGCAGCAGCAGCAGCAGCAGCAGCAGAAGUAGUAGCAGCAGCAGUAGGAGAUGCAGCAGUAGCAGCAGCAGCAGCAGCAGGAGGGCAGAUGCAGCAGCAGAUGUAGCAGCAGCAACAAUAGCAGCAGCAGCAAUAGCAGCAGCAGCAAUAGCAGCAACAGCAGCAGCAACAACGGCAACAGCAGCAGAUGCAGCAGCAACAACAGCUGCAUCAGCAACAGCAGCAGCAGCAGCAGCAGCAGCAAAGCAGCAGCAGCAGCAGCAGCAGCAGCAGCAGCAGCAGCAGCAGCAGCAGCAGUAG